GAUCUCUCCAUUCUCAUUGGUUGUUUGACGACAUUGAUUUGUGAUUGACGGUUGGCUCAAGGACAGAAAUUGGGUGCAGGUAAAGUUGGACAAACAGACUUUCCUGCUGCAUUUCAACCAUUGUGGAAGCGUUCAUUGAUGAGGAACAGCGAUGCAGAGGGAUGUGCUGUUUGGAGCAAAGUGCACCGAAUAUAUCAGUAAAUCUUCGGAGUAAAACUAGUGUAUGCCACCUUUUCCUGUGUUUCUCUGGAUGGAUCCCGGACACGCCUCCCCUCCUUCAUCCGUGGUGGCGGGCCCUUCCUCACUAUGGCGGCUGGCUGAGAGGAGGAGCAGGAAGGCUGGCUCGGCGAACAUUUUCAGCAACGUGAAUCUCUGGCAGCUCCAGAGACUGUUCAGGGCAGCGGGCGAUCAGGAUGCGGAACAGAGAGCCCAGCUGGUUUGGGGUCACAGAGAUGAGGCUGAACUGGCUCAGGCUUUGAUAGGACUGAGGGGCCGAGGUCACAGGAGAGGGCUGAGGGCUAACGGGAGAGAGGCACUGGGCUCACACUGGCUACGAGCCUUCAAUCACCUCAGAAUCGGGGAGAGCUCUUCAAGCAGCCAGGGGAAGGAUGCCGGGGAGGAGAGUGAUCCUGAGACAGGAGCACACAGCAGUCCAGAGCCACGCCGGCGCACCUCCGUAGGGACAACAGGAAGAGGUACAGGGGCCACAGUGGUACUAACUGAGAGCCAGGGCCAUGCGGGGACUUCUGAGAGAGCACUUAGAAGCAGCUCAGGAAUGAGGAGAGGAGGAGAGAACAACCCAGAGAGAUACCUCCACAGAAUAGUCCACUGACUUGACCAAAACCACUGAGAUGCAGAACUGACUUUGAGUCUGUGAGAGCACUUCAGUCUGCACAGCCUAAUCGUUUCUCCUGAAAACACAUCUCAUGUGUUCGCAAAUUGGAGCUAGGUUGAAUUAACUUCUGGGAAAGGCAACAGUUACAACGACAGUAUAUUGUAGGUUGAAAGAAUUUAAUAUUUUCUCAUAAUGCCAUAAUGUCUGGCCUUCUCAUUGAAAUGAUCAGAUGGCUGUAUACCCAUACUGCACUGUUACUUGUUGCAGACACAUCUCCAUCUGGAUACUGAAGGUAGCACAAACCUCUGACUGGCCCCUGGUUUCUCACAACUUUAUAUUGAGGUUACCUCUCAACAACAGCCUUAUGUCUUUUCCUAAAUUCAUCCCAACACUUACACUAACCAUGCAUACUGAUACAGUGGAUGUGAACAAGUUAUUAAUUAUGAUCACUGUAUGGCAAAUAAGUCCCUUUAAAAAAUGAUUAAAGUGACUAGUAUUAAUAUUCUAAUAUAUGGCUGCACUGUGGAUGAACUUAGAGUUAUAUCCACCUCCUGUACCACAAAAAGCCAUAUAUGUAGAUACGUGUAGUUUAAGCCACUAAGUUUAUUUUUGUGGUUACACAACACUAUGAAAUGGGAAGAGUGCAAUGGGUGGAAUGUCGGUGUCAUGAGAUGUAGAAAUGCAUAUCCAUAUACUGCACAUUCAGAGAUGUUGACUCAAACUUAAUGAUUCAACACAUAAGAGUAACCUCUGCCAGUCACUGGUUUGAAAGUGAAGUAAAGACAAACUUAAAAAAAGUAAUGUUCUCAUAUUAAAAUGUUUAUUAUCACAGUGUGAAAACCAACUUUGCCUAUGAUAAGACUUUCAAUGUCACUAACCUUGAUUACGCCUUUGGAUAAUACUGUUAUAUUGUGUAAUGUUUAGAUUUCUGGUAAUAAAGAAGUGAGUCUUUGUA
Messenger RNA from Perca flavescens (yellow perch), 1790 nucleotides. RefSeq names its product arginine vasopressin-induced protein 1. The coding region runs from base 224 to 832 and encodes 202 amino acids. Lineage: Eukaryota; Metazoa; Chordata; Actinopteri; Perciformes; Percidae. The transcript has 3 exons. The record is from RefSeq and is a predicted model, not a curated record.